Molecule: messenger RNA, 1029 nt
Organism: Peromyscus californicus insignis
Lineage: Eukaryota; Metazoa; Chordata; Mammalia; Rodentia; Cricetidae
Product: lamina-associated polypeptide 2, isoforms beta/delta/epsilon/gamma-like
Exons: 1
Coding region: 29-352 (107 amino acids)
Source: RefSeq, a predicted model, not a curated record
ACAAGUGGAAAGGGAUAUUCUCAAGGAAAUGUUCCCCUAUGAAGCAUCUACUCCAACAGGAAUCAGCGCUAGCUGCCGCAGACCAAUCAAAGGGGCUGCAGGCCGGCCGCUAGAGCUCAGUGAUUUCCAGAUGGAAGAGUUGUUGUUCUCAUCGAAAUAUGUCCCCAAGUAUGCCCCCUUGGCAGAUGUCAAGACGGAAAAGACGAAGAAGGGACGCUCCAUUCCCAUGUGGAUAAAAAUGUUGCUGUUUGUUGUUGUAGCAGUUUUUUUGUUUUUGGUCUAUCAAGCUAUGGAAACCAACCAAGGAAAUCCCUUCUCUAAUUUUCUUCAAGAUGCUAAAAUAUCCAACUGAAGAAGGCACUUCGGCACAUUCACCUUGAUCUCCUGUUUUUAAUAACUAGAAAAACAUUUGUGUACACUGUUGACUGAAGAACUACAUUGUGAUUUCACCUCAGUAAAGUUACUGUGCAUUGAAAACAAGACGCAUACAUGGACCUCAUUUCAAUAUUUUGGACUUUGGAGAGCACACUGUGCCAUAUGAAUAAUUUUUUUAGCUCUGGAACUUUUUUGUAGGCUUUAUUUUUUUAAUGUGGACAUCUUAUUUCACUUUUGGGGAAAAUGCAUUGUUUUGUGUAUUUGAAAAAAAAGGCAAAACAUGGUGAUGUAAUGUGAAGCUACACAUUAAAUACUUGGAAUUCUUACAGAAAAGAUUUAUGACUUAUUCUCUACUGAGUAAAAAUGUUACAAAUGUGAAUGAAGUUCAGUAAGAGAGGGUCAGGCAUUUGUGCUUCCUGUAAUGCUGUGGUAUGUUGUUCAUGGAAGGUACAGCAGUAAGCUCUUCUGGAACCUCUGCUAUGAUGGUAUUGCUGGUGAAGCCUAUCAUGCUACUUCCGGAAAUACUUCUCACAUCAUAUCAUGAAAGUCCUACUUCAUUAAAACCAUUUCAGUACACUUGGUUUUCCACAGGGAUCUCUUAGGGCAACACAGAUACCUGUUUCAGGCUACUGUUAGCUAGCUAUGAGACUGUCA